UAUCCCAUAAAUUAAACCUCAGUACAUAUCUCGGCUAUCCUCUGCUUGCACCAUAAAUCUAGAGCCAAACAUUUCUGUUUCAAAAAAUGGAUGUAGUUUCAGAUUUCUUAUCUAAGCUCCACACCAUAACCUUCUGCUUGAUCUGCAUCUUCAUAGUCGAAGUAUCCCUCUUCAACCAAUCCCUCUCACACUUUACCUGGCGGCGCUUCCGUAGACGCGCAACCAGCGCCGCCGCAAGCACCACCUUAUUGGGUCUGAUCGAUGCCCAGAGUCCAGCGAUUCGUUACUACGACAACGGCAGCGGCGACGAGUUGAAGGAAUGCGCGGUGUGUUUGAUGAAAUUAGAAGAUGGAGAUGAGAUGAGAGUUCUGCAAUGCAACCAUGACUUCCAUAAAGAGUGUUUGGAUCAGUGGCUGGAGAAGGAACAGUUGACGUGUCCGCUGUGCAGGAGGCAUGUUUUGCCUGAGAAGGUGGUGUUCGAACACAAGCAAUUGAGGAGCGAAGUUGAGUUUGCUAGGGAAGGAGCGCACCUUGCUUAUUUUAUGCUUUAUGGUAUACAUGGCCGUGCCUUACAUUAACGCCUUCUGGAUGAACCCAAGUGAUGAACUGAAAUUGGAAGUCUCUAUUCCGUUCCAGUAGUUAGUCCACUAAUACUGAACAAUUUUUUUUUCUUUUAAUUUAAAAUAGAAGCUCUGUAAUCGAUUGGUAGUUAAUCAUAAAGUUGGGAGAUGAAAAGAAA
Messenger RNA from Macadamia integrifolia, 739 nucleotides. Its product is annotated as E3 ubiquitin-protein ligase RNF13-like. Bases 87 to 578 code for a protein of 163 amino acids. The record is from RefSeq and is a predicted model, not a curated record. NCBI's taxonomy places the organism in Eukaryota, Viridiplantae, Streptophyta, Magnoliopsida, Proteales, Proteaceae. The transcript has a single exon.